UGUCUCCUGCGUUUGACCGCGGGCCAUUUGUGUCAUCGUGUCACAAGGAAGCUAUAUCAUGUCUCGCCUAUUUGACAAACACUACCCGCUCACACUAGCGAGGCCGCCGCGGACAGGAUUCUCGGAAUCCCUUGCCUCUUCCUGUCGCGGAAAAUUGCGUUUUCAUUCCGAUGGGAUUUUUAUUCUCGGGCUGGGGAGGGCGCCUCAGUGGGCAACGUCUGUGUCUUCAAUGUAGACGACCGUCAUCGAACGUUGUAGAAAAAGCACCGGUUUCUUGCUGGGAGAGCAGGAACCUCGGGACUCAUCGUCUUUAUCCAAACAUUCCCAUUGGUGCCCACUUUGAUUCCGGAAAAGGCUGGGAGAGCAAAACAAAAAACCAAUUUGAUGUCAAAACAAAUACAUUCUACAGUAUAUACCUUUUCCUUGGGGACACACCUGCGGACACCUAAUUUGUGAGUUGCCAUGCGUGUCAGUUGCAUUUUACAUGAACUCAUUUUGAUAUCUUCCAUCACAAGCCCCCUCCUCAAUCAUUUGACAAAUAAAAAACAAACAGCCGCAUUAUCAAAUGGAAAGUAUCCAAACAAUGGAUGGGAAGUCUGUGCAACUUUUUUGCGAGCCACUAUUUACCUUUUGGGACUCCUUCUUUAUAAACAGCUUCGUUUGGAUAACAAAGAGAUAAAACCGUUUUGGGGCCGUCGCCACGCGGACAAUACGUUUGUAUUCCCUUAGGCACGCAUGAAUUAUUAGAAAUAAAAAGGAUCGGGUUAUAGGAAGACCUACCGGAUAAGUGGCGCGGAUCCCCCUGGUUUCCAAUGAACGGACCGAGGCGCGCGGGCGGAUGGUGACAGCAAUGCGGACACUGCCAUGGACUUGCCCGGACUACUUGCCUUGCUGUUGAUGGUGUUGGAGUGGACCUGCCCAAGCCUUCCAUCCCCGCUGAGGCCCAUCUGCGACCUGAGGGUCCUGAACCAUUUCAUCAAGGAAGCGCAAGACGCCAAAGUCGCCAUGAAGUCAUGCCGGGAUGGAUGCACCCUGUCCCAGUCUGUCAGCGUCCCUCAAACCAGCGUAGACCCUGUGUGGGAGAGCAAAAAUGCCUUGGAGAAAGCCCAGGAAGUGCAAUGUGGCUUGAGGCUUCUGCAGCAAGCCCUCAGCUUGCUGCGUAGCUCGGUCACCAAUGUGGCGCUGCACAGUCACGUUGACAACUUGGUGAGGAGCGUGCCCAGCAUCGACGCCGUGCUACACAGGCUCAACAUUCCGGAAUAUACGCCUCCAGAGGGCUCGGCGGGCCAGGACAGCACAUGGCGGGCGUCCACGGCGGGCGACUUGCUCCAAGUGCACAUCAACUUUUUGCGAGGCAAAGUGCGCCUCCUUCUCACGGACGCGCAGGCCUGUCAGCAAGACGUCAGCUGAUCGGCUGGGCUCCCCACUCCAGGCUUUAGCCUCCCCUCCGAUGACCUACUUGCUAGCUGCUGGAAGUGGUGUGGAAUCAUGAAAAAAAGCACAAAGCCACAACCAUUCUUUUUUUUUUUUUUUUUUUUUUUAAACUAUGUUAGGUGAAGGCAAAGAGCAGUCACUGCUGGAGAGAAUCGCCCCUUGAAAUGUUCUCACGGAUGAAUACUGACCAAAAUGAGGCUUUGAGAAGCAUAGCCCUUGCACUGGUUUGAGUACGUUUAAGGAUUGUCUCCUCCCUGACAGUUUUCAAAAACGGAACUGAGAGAUUUUACAUAAAAUGAUUGAGGCCUUCACAGAUUUGUCCGCUAUGUAUAGUUUGACAUUUUUACUCAGUGACUAGGUUGCAUAUUUUUUUAUAAACAUUGUGUAAUAGCUAUUUAUACAGAUUUUCUACUUUUUAGCUUUGUACUUUGUGAAUGUUCAUCGUUCCGGUGGCCGCGCGACCGAAUAGUGAAAGCCACAUUUGACUCAGCGUGGUCGCCCGCUCCCAAACGAAGAGGACCAAGUCAACGGGGCAGCCAGAGGUCAAACAGGAGGACAUGAGAACUGUGAAACUGCUCCGUCAUGAUCCGUCCGACAAACAAUCGAGCCGGGCCUGCACGGUGAUAGCCCGCUUAAAGAAACAAAAACAUCCUGGAAAACUGACUCGGGAGAGCGGGAAAGCAAUCCGUCCCCGGAAUCUGCGUCAUUCCAACCAAAAUGGACCUUCAACUAUUCCAAACCCGUCCACUUUUCUUCCGUGUUUUCCUCUUUUUUUUUUUACUUGUUGUGCAAGUGCAAGAGCUUUUGAGGAUGUUUGCACAUGUUCACCUUUCCUGUUUUCACAUUGAGAGUCCAAUCACUGUAUAAGUUACUAUUUAAAUACAAAAUAUUAUUCUUGGAUAAAGAAAUGAUAAAAACAAGCUGUGUCUUCAUCUUCCUGUCUGCAAUUAGCAAAUACGAACCCGAAAACAAAUGGAUACUUAUAUAUAUUUUUAAGG
Molecule: messenger RNA, 2432 nt
Organism: Corythoichthys intestinalis (scribbled pipefish)
Lineage: Eukaryota; Metazoa; Chordata; Actinopteri; Syngnathiformes; Syngnathidae
Gene: epoa
Product: erythropoietin a
Exons: 5
Coding region: 865-1410 (181 amino acids)
Biological process (GO): nucleate erythrocyte development
Cellular component (GO): extracellular region
Molecular function (GO): hormone activity; erythropoietin receptor binding; cytokine activity
Source: RefSeq, a predicted model, not a curated record